GCUUUGACUACAACCAGCCGAUGAGAAAGCGUUGAGAAGAAGGAGACAUGAUGGGACAGUUCCCGGAGGAUGUGGUGGGUGGCUUCACCGCAGAGGAACUGGAAUGCAAGAUCUGCUACUGCGCUUACAGCCUGUCAAGUCGACGGCCCAAGGUCCUCGAGUGCUGCCAUUGUCUUUGUGCCAAGUGCCUUGCAAAAAUCCUUGAUUUAGGCGAAUCCUCUCCAAACGCAGUGGUCUGUCCGUUCUGCCGCUACAUCACAGAUCUUCCCGGAGAAGACGUGGACAGUUUACCAGAUGAGUAUAACUUGGUGUCGGCACUGCUGUCCAUCCAGACGCGGAAGCAUCAGAGCCUCAACGACAACCGAGGCGAGAUUCUCCUCAGUCCCAGGCACCUCAGCUCUCUGGUGGGACACUCCGCCUCCGCUUCUCCCACCUCCAUUCGUUCCAAUUAUGUGGUGAUCACCAUUAUGGAGCCUCGGCAGGAGUCUGUCAUUCCAGCUCGGAGCAGGGAUUACCGCUCUUCCAGCCAGGACUCCAUGGCCUCGGUUACUCAGAGAUGGACAGUGUGGAACUGCGCGGCCCUGCUGUGCCAGACUUCAGCACGCGUCCUGGUUUGGCUGCUGGGGAUGCUGUACUUCAGCUCGCUGCCUCUAGGGGUCUAUCUUCUAAUCAUGCAGAAUACCAGGGUGGGGGUGAUGUUGGUCAGUUUGGUACCUGUCAGUCUUCUCAUCGUCAUGGUGUACGGCCUUUGCCAAUGCCUGUGCCGUGAGUUUUGGGACUGUGUACCACCGUAA
Molecule: messenger RNA, 794 nt
Organism: Puntigrus tetrazona (Sumatra barb)
Lineage: Eukaryota; Metazoa; Chordata; Actinopteri; Cypriniformes; Cyprinidae
Gene: rnf182
Product: ring finger protein 182
Exons: 1
Coding region: 48-794 (248 amino acids)
Source: RefSeq, a predicted model, not a curated record